CUGCUAUUUUUAAACAACUGCAGCAAACAUUCCAUUGAAAUUUAAGUGUUAAUUCUAUGAGUUUUAUAGCAGACUUUAUUAUCAAACACUUACAUUAAUUUUUAUCUGCGUCUAGAUUUAAACAUUUAUUUAUUGUAACAGGAAACUUCGGCCCGAAACUUCAUUUUAAGCCAUGAGUCUUACAGAAAUCAGUGAGAAUACAAGGACUGGGCGUGAAAGUGCCUUACUUGGUGACUAUGAAACGGCAAUGGUCUAUUACCAAGGUGUUAUUCAGCAAAUACAUCGUCUGAUGGGCACAAUAAAAGAACCUGAAAGAAAAAAGAUGUGGAAUCAGCUGAAGAUGGAAAUUGUCAAAGAGUAUGAACAGGUUCAAGAAAUUAAUAAAACUUUACAGUCUUUUAAAGUAGAAUCAGGUCAUGGUUCUAAUGGAGCUUAUAGUGCUUUUGGUGGCUAUGAUCGGGGAUUCAACCAAGACUUCCAGGAACCUACCAGAGAUCCUGAUGUGUGGCCACCACCUACUCCUGUAGAGCAAAGGCCAUCUCCUAACAUAAGAGGGCAGCACAAGCCUACACAGUACAAAAGUUCAGUCAAUGGUAGACCUGGCUCUCGGCCAGUCCAAGGUCAAAGCAAACCAUCAGCCUCAGUGACACCAAAGGGUAGAGGGGCUCCCAGUGGUAGAGAGGGAAGUGCUAAAGGAAAGAAAGGAGAACCAACGGAUGAGAAAAAGUUUGACCCACAAGGCCAUGACAAAGAUCUAGUAGAGCAUCUAGAGAGAGACAUUUUACAAAAAAAUCCUAAUGUUCAUUGGGAUGACAUUGCUAGUUUAACAGAAGCUAAGAAACUUUUGGAAGAGGCUGUUGUCUUACCACUCAUUGUACCAGAUUUUUUCAAGGGUAUCAGGAGACCAUGGAAGGGUGUACUCAUGGUGGGCCCCCCUGGAACAGGUAAAACCUUGCUGGCCAAGGCAGUGGCUACAGAGUGUGGAACAACAUUUUUCAAUGUAUCUACAUCCAGUCUUACGUCCAAGUGGCAUGGGGAGUCAGAGAAACUUGUCAGGCUUUUGUUUGAAAUGGCACGUUUCUAUGCACCAAGUACAGUGUUCAUAGAUGAAAUUGAUUCUAUCUGCUCAAAACGAGGCUCAGGAUCUGAGCACGAAGCAAGUCGCAGAGUGAAGUCUGAAAUCCUUGUACAAAUGGAUGGUGUGAGUAGUGUCAAUGAAAGUGAAGAUGCAACCAAAACUGUUAUGGUUUUAGCUGCCACAAACUUUCCUUGGGAUUUAGAUGAAGCACUAAGAAGAAGAUUGGAGAAAAGGAUUUACAUCCCUUUACCUGAUGCGCUUGGUCGACGACAACUAUUAGAUAUUAAUUUGAAAGAUGUCGAGAAAGCAGAAGGCUUGAACCUGAAUGAAAUUGCUGACUUGCUAGAUGGCUACUCAGGAGCAGAUAUUACAUGUGUUUGUAGAGAUGCUGCCAUGAUGUCAUUCCGACGUAGAAUAGCUGGCCUUCGACCAGAAGAAAUCAGAAAUAUCCCUAAAAAUGAGCUGACUUUGCCGACCACAAUGGAAGAUUUUCUGGAAGCCAUUAAGAAAGUGAGCAAGAGUGUCUCCCAAGAAGACCUUGAAAAAUACAAGAAGUGGAUGGAAGAGUUCGGCUCUGUUUAAAACUUGCCAUCUCUCUUGAUUCAGUUUCUGCAGAGAAUUAUAAUUCUGUUUUGUUUUUUUUUGCUUCAAUGUCCCAAGACAAAAUGGCACUGUGUUGGAAGCAAAAAAUAAAAUGAAAGAAUGAACUGAAGUUAAAAAUGUUUUGCAAGUUUUUACCUGGUGGAGGAUUUAGGUGAAUUAGAAUUUAGUUUGUGGCAUGGGUAGUUCAUUCACUUACUUGAAUGCAACUCUUCACUAUGAUUUGAGAUUAUUGAUUUAUUCUGAUAUGAGACUUGAUUCCCUCUGAUUUAAGAUUCUUGAUUUACUCUUAUUGACACUUUUGACGUCAAUCUGAUUUGAGACUCUUUAUUCACUCUGAUUUGAAUUUUUUAUUAGUUAUCAUGACAUUGUUAAUUUAUUUCAUCCACAUAAUGUUGAUGCCAUGUCAGUUUUGUAAUUGCUGACAACACUUAUAUCUCUAUUUGCUGAUUUGUUUUUUUUUUUUUUUUGCUAUUAAGCUUAAAUUUGGCAGGUGCUUAAAAUUUCUAGUUAUUAUCUCUGAGAGACAUUGGCAAGAUUUUGUACUUUUAAUUAAUAGUAACAAUUGUCUCUGAAUUCUGCAGAUAUUUGCUAAUGGUAUUUUAUACAUUGCUAGUGCAUUUUCUCAGUUUGAAUGUUGCUCAUAUGUUUCAAUGACUGUCUUGCUCAGGUUUGUUUUGUUUGUAAAUUGAAUGACAUUGAAGUAAUUAUUAUUAAAAUCCAACUGUUGAAGGUUGUAGUUGUACUUGACAUUUAAAAAUAUUUUUUUUUGUUGAUGAAGUAAUAUGUUGGUUUAAAAGUAAGUUUUGCUGAAACCCAAUGUUAUUAAGCUAUAAAUUUGGCUUACUAAUAUAUAUUGUCUUGGUUUUAUAGCUCUGAUCAGUAGCCAGUUCCAUAUUUUACUGUUUCAAGUCAAUCUAAUGGUUAGACUUUUUUUAAAGAGAAGGAAUUAAAAAAAAAAAAAACUUCGUAUCUGUUGUGUUCACAACAUAACUAUAAUUGCAGAAACACAAAGUCAGGUGGUUGUUGUUUGGUACAUGUGUUUUGUAUCCAAUCUGUAGCUACCAGUAGGAUUAUACCAAUCAGAACAUUCAAAGAUUUGUGUUUUGUCCUUUACCAUGUAACUACUUCUGAAUCAGAAAAUAGAAAAUGUAACAAUUGUUAGAUCAAAGCAGGAAAGUUGAAAAGCUUGUUUUUAUAAACAGCUUUAUAUUUUUGAUAGAAUUGAUGAUUAUGUUAUCAUUGAGUUUAAUGAACAAUUUAUUAUCAGUAAUUUCAUCUAUAGCUGUCAGUAUGUGCAGUACCCAAGAAAUUGAUGUAACAUUUUGUACAAUACUUUCAAUAUUUAUUAAUAUUAAGAUAAAGAUUGCAAUCUUUAAAGUAAACAUCAGUGAUUGAAAUGUUACCUAGUUCUUCCUUUGUAGCUUAGAAGGAGCACAAUUUCAAAUGGCUGGGGAAACCAAUCUGGUGAAAACAUUCAGGGCUGAAGAGGUUGGGUUUAACUUAGCUAGUUCUGAGUUUCUUUUCCCUUGUUUUAAACAAUCCUACACUAGGCUCUCUCCUUAGCUCCAACACUUUGGAUAACUGACUAAAAGCUUUGAACUUCUCAUGGAAUAAUGUUUGAUCUUUAAACCUGCUGACAGUACUACAAAUGUUAUCACUAAAAAGAAAGUUGAUGUAUUGCUAUAUAAUGAUACUGAUCAGUAAUGGAAAGUCUAAACUGAACACAAGUGCUGUAGUUUGGGUGGGGGAAGGGGGAUCCAAGGUCCUCCCCGGGCCCCCACUUGUGGCGGGCCGCGCCCCCCCCCCCCCAAUAAGUGUCCAAAAUUUGUAUUUACAUUAAAUAUUACACCAUCAUGUUGAAUGUAAAAUUGCAUGGGGCCCCCUCCACCGUGCCCCCAUAUUAGCUAUGCCACUGCUGAACACUCUUUUUAGUAUUUAAUACCAUUAAAUUCAUCCUUUGAUCUGAUUGAUCAGUUUCUUACUGACUUGAUUCUCUUAGAAUGUUUGCCUUACAAAUAGCUUGCCUCUCAAUGGUUAGUAAGAAUUAAAAACAAACGUGUUGCUUUAUAUUUCCCCAGAGUUCAUUUGUUAAUAAGAGAAAACAAAUAUUUCCAUUCCUCUGUCUGAUGUAUUGUAAAGUCUGGCAGUCUGCUGGCUAACAUGACAUAUGUUUUUCAUGGGUCUAUAAGAAUGCACAUUUUUUAAAAUUACUUUUAUCCUUGAACGAUUGUAAAAUGAACAGACAUUAAAGAGAUCACUAUGAACA
Biomphalaria glabrata is the source of this 3947-nucleotide messenger RNA. RefSeq names its product katanin p60 ATPase-containing subunit A1-like. The record is from RefSeq and is a predicted model, not a curated record. Gene Ontology annotation, biological process: microtubule severing. Gene Ontology annotation, cellular component: microtubule cytoskeleton. Gene Ontology annotation, molecular function: microtubule severing ATPase activity; microtubule binding; ATP hydrolysis activity. Bases 173 to 1660 code for a protein of 495 amino acids. The transcript is spliced from 11 exons. NCBI's taxonomy places the organism in Eukaryota, Metazoa, Mollusca, Gastropoda, Planorbidae.